UGUGCUACCACUACCUUGUAAACCAUAAAAAAACACCCAGUUUUUUAUAUCUUUAAAAUCAUAGUUUAUUUUUCUUUGAUAUCUAUUCUCUUUUGUUGUUGUUGUUGUUUAUGGCUGGUUUAGACUUAGGCUCAGCUUCUCACUUCCUUCAUCACCACCUCCAAAGACCACCAGAUUCCCAAGAUCUCAAUGACAAAAUUCAGUAUUCCGGCGACAACGGUGAAACCACCCACCAAGGCCUCGGCCUCGACAACUCCGACACCGGUCCAAGCGAUGUCAUGUCUCGCCGGCCAAGAGGCCGGCCAGCUGGCUCAAAGAACAAGCCCAAACCGCCGGUGAUCAUAACCCGGGAGAGCCCGAACACGCUCCGGGCUCACAUACUGGAGGUUUCCAGUGGGUGCGACGUGUUCGAGUCGGUGGCCAAUUUUGCAAGGAAGAGGCAGCAAGGGAUAUGUGUGUUGACCGGAAGUGGGACAGUGACCAACGUGACUCUCCGGCAGCCGGCGGCGGUUGGCGGAGUGGUGACGCUGCACGGACGGUUCGAGAUACUAUCGCUGUCGGGAUCGUUCCUGCCGCCGCCAGCUCCGCCCGGCGCCACCAGUCUGACUAUAUAUUUGGCGGGUGGACAAGGACAGGUUGUGGGAGGGAAUGUUGUGGGUGCUUUGAUUGCCUCUGGACCCGUUAUUGUCAUUUCAGCUUCUUUUAGUAAUGUGGCUUACGAAAGAUUGCCACUGGAUGAAGAUGAGCCAACUUCCAGCGGCGGCGGUGGCGGCGUUGGCGUUGGCGGUGGCUCUCAUUCGUUUCCGGAUCCAUUGUCCGGCUCUCCUUUCUUCAAUCUGCAGCUGAAUAUGCCGAGUAGUGGGUUGCCGGCGGACGGGUGGGGAGGGAACUCCGGUGGGCGGCCGCCGUAUUAAUUUGUAGGUGGAAAAAAAGGUCAGAGAAGUAAUUAACAGAUUAUUAUUACUAUCUCCCAUCUUUGUAUAAUCAGUUGUUUGUU
Molecule: messenger RNA, 997 nt
Organism: Cornus florida
Lineage: Eukaryota; Viridiplantae; Streptophyta; Magnoliopsida; Cornales; Cornaceae
Product: AT-hook motif nuclear-localized protein 23-like
Exons: 1
Coding region: 111-914 (267 amino acids)
Cellular component (GO): nucleus
Molecular function (GO): minor groove of adenine-thymine-rich DNA binding; DNA-binding transcription factor activity
Source: RefSeq, a predicted model, not a curated record